This is a messenger RNA of Gambusia affinis (western mosquitofish), 4033 nucleotides long. Its product is annotated as serine/threonine-protein kinase Nek5-like. NCBI's taxonomy places the organism in Eukaryota, Metazoa, Chordata, Actinopteri, Cyprinodontiformes, Poeciliidae. Gene Ontology annotation, biological process: protein phosphorylation. The record is from RefSeq and is a predicted model, not a curated record. The transcript has 26 exons. Gene Ontology annotation, molecular function: protein kinase activity; ATP binding. Bases 241 to 2670 code for a protein of 809 amino acids.
AUAGAGGAGGGUUGUCGCGUCACAGUUUGGGGACGUUGCUACACUGAAGCAUUACAUUUACUCACACCACUACAUUAGAAAUUAUUUUUAUUUUUGAUACUUUGUUUAUAUUUACUUAAGGUAAUCGUUUUUUGAUAUUGUAAAUGUUAUACCAAGCAACUCGUCAUUUCCUUGCAGUCUAAACUAAGCUAUGUUAACUGAAGUGCAUCUGUGAAGUUCCAUACCCCAUUUCCAGGUGUUAUGAAUGACUAUGAGGUUAUCCGGCAGAUCGGAGAAGGUGCGUUUGGGAGAGCCUUACUGGUCAGAGACAAACGGGGAGAUGGAGACAGGAAGUGCGUGGUGAAGCAGAUCGGCCUCAUGAAGAUGUCAGCGAAGGAGAAAGAAGCCUCUAAGAAAGAAGUGACUCUCCUGUCACAGAUGAAACACCCAAACAUUGUUUCUUUCAUCGCUACAUUUCAAGAGCAGGGCAGUCUGUACAUAGUGAUGGAGUACUGCGACGGAGGAGAUCUGCUGAAGAAGAUCAGCAUGCAGAGAGGAAUUCCCUUCUCCGAGGCGCAGAUUGUGGACUGGUUCAUCCAGAUCUGCCUGGGCCUCAAGCACAUCCACGACCGGAAGAUUCUUCACAGAGACAUCAAAUCUCAGAAUAUCUUCCUAACCAGUGGAGGGAUGAAAGUAAAGCUGGGGGACUUUGGUAUCGCAAGAAUUUUGAAUAACACCCUGGAGAUGGCCAGGACUUGUGUCGGGACGCCAUACUACCUCUCACCAGAGAUCUGCGAGAGUCGGCCCUACAACAACAAAACAGACAUCUGGUCUCUCGGUUGUGUCCUCUAUGAACUCUGCAGCCUGAGGCAUCCGUUUGAGGGCAACAGCCUGAGGCAGCUGGUCAGCAAAAUCUGCAGAGGCCACUACGCACCUGUCCCUGGUCGCUACUCCCACGACCUUCGCCUGCUGGUUACCCAGCUCUUCAAGGUCAACCCUCGAGACCGUCCCUCAGUGAGCUCCAUCCUCCGACGUCCAUUUCUAGAAAAGCACGUCGGUAAACACGCCAACGCUCAGAUGAUGCAGGGGGAGUUAAACCACACAGCUUCCCAUCGAAACGGAACUGCAGCUGCAUCAAUAAGAACAGGAGCAUCGAAACCGGCAGUGACCCUCACACACUGCGAUGGAAAACUCGAGAAGAUGCAGAAGGCGAGAGCAGCAGAGUGGGCGGGGCCAGCAGGCAGGAAACCCGCUGCUAAACGGGACCACAGAGCGCCGUUCAGAGUGGUCGCCGCUCCAUACAAACCUCGUCAUCAAAAAGCAGCCAAACCAGCCGCAGACGGAGGAGCGCUAGCAGGGAUUCAGAACUGCGGGUUGGAUGGGAGGCAGGCUGACAGCCACUACCAGCACUAUCACGCCCAACUGGAUGUCAUUCAGAGGAGGAAUAAGGACAUUCCUGCUGGUGUUGCUCCACCUCCGGCUCCUGAUCCUGCGGCUCUGGAGCGAGUCCUGGACGUGAACCUGCAGUACUGGGAACAAGAUGGUCCACUAGUGGAACCAUACCAGCUUGUGGCUGCAGCUCGUAACGAGUACCUGCAGAGGAAACACGAGGCCAGCCUGUAUAAACUGAGAGCAGAAAAACAGCUGGGUCUGCGGCCGUGUACAGCUGAGAAUAAAAGGCAGCCAGGCGGCCAGGAGCAGGAAGUUGGACCACCUGACAACCAGCACUUUCCUCAGGAAAGAAAAUAUGAAGGGCAGCAGGAGUAUCUGCGUCAGCUUGAUCACAUCAGGCAGCAGUAUCAUCAGGAGGUGAGACAGAUGAGACAGAAAGCUGAAUCAGAGCCACAAGAUAAACAAAGAACCUUUGUGGUGGAAAAAGCACAAGAGCCGGAGCCCGCCUCGGAUCCUGAAGAACAGCAGAAGGAAACACCUGCUCAGGACAUGUGGCAGGUCAGAGAAGAAAACGAGGGAAAUUCUCAGAAAAAACCCAAAGAUAAGAAGGGAAUCAUGUUUGAAAUCCGGCUGGAUGAAGAAGAAGAAACAAAGGAGGAGAGGAAAAACGAAGAGAAGCAGGAAGUGGACCCUCUCAAUCGUACGCUAAGCUUCCAGGAAGGCGAGGCGCUGAAGCUCAAAGACUGGUCAAAGGAGAGAAAGGGGUGGAGCCAAAGGACCCCUCAGACUCUGCUGGACGCCCUGGCCAAUAUGGACGUCAGCUCUGCUUACAGCACGGCGGCUGAGCCUUCAGAAGCAGGUCGCAGGCAGUGGACCAGCGGCCCCCCCAGCUCCCUGCUCAACGCUCUGGCUGAACUCACACCAAGUCUGGACACGGGUCAGGCCAAAACACCAACAGACGCUGCGCAGGGAGAGGAGGAGAAGGGAACACAAAGAGAAGAGGAAGAGGACUCGGACAUAGAGAUGGAUGAAGAGCGUCUGGAGUCGAGGUCUGAUGAUGACGACACGAAUUUUGAGGAGUCGGAGGACGAGCUGAGAGACGCCGUGGCGGACUCCAUGAGGAACCUUUACGUCAUGGACGACUCGAGCUCUGGAGGAAACACGCCGGAGACGCAGGAGGAGGGUGAAGAAGCAGAGAGGAAGGACGGAGGAGCAGAUGGCUCUUCAGGUCAUCAGCAAGCCCAAGCAGAGGUCAGCAGGUCAGGGUGUGAAGGUUCACCAAACGGAUGUUUCUCGUAAAUCUGAAGAGUCCCAGACAGACAAGAGGGCAGCUUUAGACAAGCAUCAGGCUGAAAUGAUUCAGUGGUUUGCUAACAGAUUGAUUAUUCUGAAUGAACUGCCUUAAAAUGUGUGAAAGAAGUGAAAAAUCUUUAUUUACUAAAAACAUAAAAAAUAAACUUGUGGCUUACCUGUCAUUUAGUUUUCCAACUUCACCUCUGAUACCAAACAGAGGGAGACACUGAAUGUAACCAGGAUUAUCAGUCACAGAUUGUGAAAUGUACGUCUGUUUACUGUGCAGCACUUUUCAAGUUAAUUUAGACAAAAUAUUGUUUGAGAGAAAAUCAAUGGUCACCUUUCAGUGGAAUAUAUAAUCAAUUUUACAACUUUUCACUUGUGUUUGGACUUGAACCUCAGACCUGUCGUAUUCAUUUCUAUGUUCAAAGUUGAGGAAUAUGUAAAACUGUCUUUUUGUUCUUCUAAGCCACCCAGCAGAACACAACAGUGGCAAAAGGAAAAUAUUAUCAUCAUUUAGCUACAAAUGCUAACAUUGUCCAGUUCUGACCAGUACUGUCCCUUUAAAGCACACAGGCAGCAGCAUUCCUGUUUCUUCCAGCUGUGACGUCUCUGGAGUACUUUAUGCUAGCAAGUUGUGCAAAGGUUAUGCAGAAUCUGUCGGCAGUGAAUGGAAGCAGCCAAAAGUCUCACUUUUAUUCACAUAAUCAGUUCGCAUUUUACUUCUGAUGGGUUUAGUUGCACUAAAGUAAUUGAGCUAUUUUUCCCGAGAACAUAACUUGUCACUAACUCUAAAUGAGUAACUUUACACAUGCCGUAAUAGAAUAUUUGUUGUUUAUUGUUUAUAAACAAAUCUCCAGUAACCAUGAAGUACCUGGCUUCCAUGCAUAUUAUUAUUAUACUUCUGAGUGUACUGUGAGACUUUUACCACAAGGGGGCAGCACACACACAAAAAAAUAUCAGCUGCAUCUUUUACUUUUCUUUUGCGUUUAUUGUGUAUUAUUCAAGUGUAAUUUCCAUUUCUCCAGGACUCUAAACAUUCUCUGUACACAGACUUAAAGAGUAUCGAAGCCUCUUUAAAAAUGAGGGUUUGUAAUACACCUUUUAUUAUAUCAUCAUGCCAAUCAAAAACAGGAAUGCGGGAGGAGAGCAACAACAUCCAGACAAGGUAGAUUUGGCAUUCACCUCAGCUAAACCUUCAUAUUAAAUAUAACUAUAGAGAUUAGACGAAGCAGCAACAAGAGAAAGCCUUUUAACUUAACCUCUAAUGACAGAAAAAUCAUAUUAACGUAACCCAUUUCAUUGUUUUAGAAGUCAGAAAAAAUUAUUCUCUUCAAAAUCAUGUCAGCAUCCACAGUAAAACCCAGAA